AUGUUCUCGAGACUUGCUUCUGCAUUGACUUUGGUACUAUCUUUGGUGGACGGCCAAUUCAACAAUCCACCUGGUGUGGAUAUAUGGUGUGGAAAAGCUUACAGAGACACCAAUGCUUCCUUCAACCCAGGAGGCUGGUUUGAAGAACCAGCCAAGUCUGAAACCCCUUUGAUUGACUUCAAAAUCAAGCCUAGAACGAACUUGUAUCUAGAAGACGACACUGUCUCAUCGUUCAUCGUUGACGCACCAAUGAACUGGUACCGCGGACAUGCUCUACCUGACAGCAACACUUCUAUACCAUCAAGCCACAGCUCAGAAAUUAUGCUCGAGAUCAAAGCUGGAAACCAAUCGCUAUGCUUGAACAAAACGUCCAUCGCCCUCGGAUCCAUGGACAAUGAGAUUCCCUUCGAUGUUUCCUCUCUUGCCGUUUCGCGCGAACCCCAUAACAUCACUAUUGUCGGUACUCUUGCAGGCCACAUGAGCUCCACCUUCACCGCCACAACCCGGCUCACGAAACUGCCCCUUCGAAACGACAACGGCACCGUGACGCGCCUCGACAACCUGUACGGUGGCCUCUCAGUCCGUAAAGGCUUAGCAAAACAAUGGACUUCUUUGUUUCCCUACACCUACUACGUCCAAUGGAGCUUAUACUGGAACGCCAACAUCUCCACCUUGGACGACUUUGCAUCAAUGGGGUACAAUGUGAUUCACAUUGUCCCCACUGGCGAUUUAGGCAAUACUCCCUUCCCCUGGGAUGAAUUCCAACCUUACCUCGAUCGCGCUGCUGAGCUAGGGCUGUACUUUAUGUACGACGUACGUUGGGAUUACACAAAUCUGACUACUAUGGUGGAGCAAGUGCAGCGUUUGCAAAACCAUCCUUCGAUUUUACUCUGGUACACAGCCGAUGAGCCUGAUGGAAAGUCCGUGCCGACAAACUCGACAAAGAUUGCCUAUGACACUAUCAAAGGCAUCGAUGCUUAUCAUCCAGUGUCUCUGGCACUCAACUGCCGGGAUUUCUAUUACGCAGACUACGCGGCGGGUGCUGAAAUCGUUCUUGAAGACGUCUACCCCAUCAGCACAAACGCUUCUUGGUCCACUGUGUACAAUACACCCUGCAAUGCAACAUACGGCUGCUGUGGCUGCGACGACUGCGAAGGCAGUUUUGCCGACAUCUCCACCCGGCUAGACGAAUACGCUUCCAAAGACUCUUUGCUGGGAUGGCAAAAGAUCCACUGGGCGGCUCCUCAAGCAUUCGGCAAUGAAACGUUUUGGACUAGAUAUCCCACUGCUGCUGAAGAAGUGGUGAUGAACAUGUUGAGUAUCAAUCAUGCGGCCAAAGGCAUCGUGAUGUGGGAUUUCCCCACAAAGGAUGAUAUCCUCAACGUGACGAACAAGUUGGCCACUGUGCUGACGAAGGAACCAGUGGCGGGGUUUUUAAUUGGCGAAAAGUUGGUGCAAGGGCUGAAGGUCAGUGGUGCUGGAAAUGUGGAUGCUGCGGCUUGGGUUGGGGACGAUGAGGUUUUGGUGUCUGUUGUCAAUCUUGACUAUGGCGACACGAGGUCUAACGUUACCGUCUCGUUACCUGGAGAGGUAAAAGUUGCAGGGACUCUAGAAAGUCUCUGGGGUGACGCUUGUUGGGCUGGUCAUGGCGACAAGAUCUCUGUCGACAAACUUAAGGGUCUGGAUGUCUCUCUGCUGCUGCUGAAGCGUGCGUAG
Messenger RNA from Aureobasidium namibiae CBS 147.97, 1716 nucleotides. RefSeq lists its product as uncharacterized. The record is from RefSeq and is a predicted model, not a curated record. Bases 1 to 1716 code for a protein of 571 amino acids. The transcript is spliced from 2 exons. Lineage: Eukaryota; Fungi; Ascomycota; Dothideomycetes; Dothideales; Saccotheciaceae. Gene Ontology annotation, biological process: carbohydrate metabolic process. Gene Ontology annotation, molecular function: hydrolase activity, hydrolyzing O-glycosyl compounds.